Molecule: messenger RNA, 1313 nt
Organism: Pomacea canaliculata
Lineage: Eukaryota; Metazoa; Mollusca; Gastropoda; Architaenioglossa; Ampullariidae
Product: alpha-N-acetylgalactosamine-specific lectin-like
Exons: 5
Coding region: 569-1171 (200 amino acids)
Source: RefSeq, a predicted model, not a curated record
CUACUUUAUUAUUUUUUCAUAAAUUGUUUACUAUGUUUUUAUUUACGCAAUAAUAAUGGGCUUCCGUAAUGGCAGUCGGAUGUGAAUGCGAUGUUGCACAGACCGACUGUAGUUUGCACAGCAUUUACCGCGAAUGUCCUGCUCACCAGCUGUACACAAGUACACAUCGUGCACGGAGCUGUCCACAAAAAUAUCUGUGCGCCCUCUGGGGACCCACAGUGUAAUCUUAAUCGGAUGCAAAUCAUCGGCAAAGUUUCGUGGAAGUUCAUUCGUCAGUAGCCAUGUCUAAUCCUUGCGAACCAAGCAGCUUGGAUGGACAGAGCAAGAAGCGGGGCUACUAGUGGUCACAUGACAUAACAAGGUAGAGAUGACAGGGCGUGUUCAUGACAGACCACGCCUCUCGUGACGUGGAUACCUGUUUGUUACUGGCCGGCCUCCUCUCACAAAAUAUUUACACCCGAUGUCAGGUGGGAGUGUGGACGAGAGUAUAUAUUGCUGAUGUUCAGACAGUCCGAGGUCUCUCCUCUACGAACUCCGUGAACACAGCGAGAAGUACAGACGAGUUCAGAUGGCCACCUCACGAUCACCGCGUUUCACCUUCAUAACACGAGUAGCUCUGACCUUUGUGGUGAUUGUCAUCUUGGGUGCCACUUGUCAGAAGUUGAACCCAGACGAGGCGACUACAAACGGAAAAAGCGAAGUCGGUCGUUUGAGUCGUUCAGCUAUAUGUCCGUGCUGCUACGGUGGCUGUCCUGUAGAGAGAGGUUACGUGCUUUAUAACAAUCAUUGUCUGAAGCUGUACUCUGUCAAGCGAGACUACCAGACUGCCAGGGCACGCUGUCAAACUGAUGGAGCUCAUCUCUUGGACUUCAAGUCACGUGAGCAGGAUGGCCCGGCUUUGCUGUAUUUGUUGGACACGAUGGGUCAUGUGCUCCAAGGUAUAACUGCAGGUUUGUGGGUUGGGGCGAAUGACAUUAAAGUUGAGGGACGCUUCUUUUGGAGCGACGGCACCAUUUUGACCAAAGAUAACGGACUUUGGGAAAGCGGGCAACCGGACGACUGGCAAAACGAGGACUGUGUCGAAGUAUUGUUCCGGAACACUGUUCUGCUCAACGACUUUACCUGCACGUCGAAGCUGGGGUUUGUUUGUCAGAUAGACAUGAAGAAGUGAAUGACAAAUAAUGUGCUGUCAACACUGUUCGUUAGUAAUGGUCAUUCAGCUGGUCUCAAUCUCCUUCGCUCUUACCAUGGCACACGGGAGAGGACUGGUCAUGCUGAUAAAUAAAGUAAUAUUAAAAUCACUCCUCCCACCA